This is a messenger RNA of Aureobasidium namibiae CBS 147.97, 1629 nucleotides long. RefSeq lists its product as uncharacterized. The transcript is spliced from 2 exons. The record is from RefSeq and is a predicted model, not a curated record. Gene Ontology annotation, biological process: amino acid transmembrane transport. NCBI's taxonomy places the organism in Eukaryota, Fungi, Ascomycota, Dothideomycetes, Dothideales, Saccotheciaceae. Gene Ontology annotation, molecular function: amino acid transmembrane transporter activity. The coding region runs from base 1 to 1629 and encodes 542 amino acids. Gene Ontology annotation, cellular component: membrane.
AUGGACGCAAACAAGGCUUUCGAUGCCGAGAAGGGCCUUGCCCAAACCGUCACAGAGACACCUGAAUAUGAAAUUCAGAGUGGUCAGAACGAACUGAAACGUUCUUUGAAGAACAGACACAUGCAAAUGAUCGCUAUUGGUGGCGCCAUUGGGGCUGGUUUUUUCGUCGGAGCAGGCGGUGCGCUUUCUACUGGAGGUCCUGCGUCGUUGAUCAUUGGCUUCUCAAUCAUUGGAAUCAUGUUGAUGUGCACAAUGCAAGCUUUGGGAGAAUUGACUGUGCUUUAUCCUGUUAACGGAGCAUUCUUCACUUAUGCAUGCCGUUUCAUCUCCGAGUCCUGGGGUUUCGCUAUUGGAUGGCAAUACGCUAUUCAAUGGUUGACCAUCCUUCCUUUCGAACUUACCGCCGCUUCUAUCACUAUCGACUUCUGGAAAGGAGCUGCCCACAUCAACGUUGGUGUAUGGAUCGCCAUUUUCCUCGUUGCUCUCUGCGCAAUUCAGUUCUUUGGUGUGAGAGCAUACGGCGAGGUCGAGUUCGUUCUGUCGAUCAUCAAGAUCAUGGCCUGCAUUGGUUUCAUCAUCCUCGGUAUUGUGAUUGACGUCGGUGGUGUCCCGACUGAUACUAGAGGCUACAUUGGGGUCUCGUACUGGGGAGAGGGACGAGCCUUCCGCAAUGGCUUCAAGGGCUUCUGCAGUGUCUUCGUUACCGCUUCCUUCGCCUUCGGUGGUACUGAGUUGGUCGGUCUUGCAGCUGCAGAGUCCGCCAACCCCAGAAAAGCCCUUCCCCAGGCUGUCAAGCAAGUCUUCUGGCGCAUCGCUUUCUUCUACAUCGUCGGCCUCUUCAUCCUCGGUCUUGUCGUUCCUUCAGACAACCCCAAUUUGCUUCAUGCACACGGAGCUCACUCUAACUAUUCUCCAUUCGUCAUCGCCAUCCGUCUUGCCGGCAUCAAAAUCUUGCCAUCGGUCUUCAACGCUGUCAUCACAAUCUCGGUUAUUAGUGUUGCCAACAGUUCUGCCUUCGCAUCUACUCGUACCAUUCAAGCACUUGCAGCAAGAGGCAUGGCUCCUAAGUUCUUGGCUUAUGUUGACAAGAAGGGUCGUCCCAUCCCUACUAUCAUCUUGCAGAUGGCCAUGGGUCUUCUCGCCUUUGUCAACUUGGCAGCCGCAGGCAGCGUCCUCUUCACCUGGCUCCUGUCCCUGACUGGUCUCGCCAACUUCUUCGUCUGGGGCAGCAUCAACCUCUCUCACAUCCGCUUCCGCAAGGGUUGGGCUCACUCUGGCCGCAAUGUCGAGCAGCUCCCCUACAAGGCCAAGUUCGGUGUCAUCGGCAGUUACAUCGGCCUCUUCCUCAACGUUAUCUGUCUCGUUGCUCAGUUCUACGUUGCUCUGUUCCCCAUCGGUGGCAAGCCUGACGCUGCCAACUUCUUCGAAUCGUACCUCGCCGGCCCCGUCAUCUUCACCCUUUACGUUGGAUGGAAGGUUUGGACUCGCGAGUGGAAGCUCUGGGUGUCCGCCUCCGAUAUGGAUGUUGUAACAGACAUGCGCAUCUUCGAGGAUGACGAGGAGGAGGAAGCGGUCAAGGUUACCGGCUGGAAGGGCAAGGUCAAGUCUUUCACCUCUGCUUUCAUCUAA